This is a messenger RNA of Andrographis paniculata, 1086 nucleotides long. RefSeq lists its product as uncharacterized. The transcript is spliced from 2 exons. Bases 134 to 940 code for a protein of 268 amino acids. The record is from RefSeq and is a predicted model, not a curated record. NCBI's taxonomy places the organism in Eukaryota, Viridiplantae, Streptophyta, Magnoliopsida, Lamiales, Acanthaceae. Gene Ontology annotation, molecular function: nucleic acid binding; zinc ion binding.
GCAAAACCCUUAAAAGUAAUUCCUAAAUGUAUAGGGUUAUAAACACAAUAAACGGAACUUCUAAUGGCUGAUAUAUCAAUGAGAGAGAGAGAGGCGUGUCUGCAUCAGCGUUACUCGAUUCAGAAGAUUGAAUAUGUCGCGUAAUAAAGAUGCUGUUGCUGCUCAAGAUGCUGCUGAAAGAAUCAAGGCAGCAGCUUUAUCAGCUGCAAAGGGUCUCAGCCGUGCGCAGGCUGAGAGGGCAGCAACUGCUGCUGCUCGCAAUGUGAAUGCCUAUGGGCAGAAGGAAGAAGGGCCAAGUCGAUGGCAGGAGAGGAAAGAAGCCAAGAGGCAAAUGUAUUUGAUGAGUACUGAGAAACAAGUAAGGUUGGGUGAAAGGAAGGAUAUCAAGAGCUCAACCUCAGAUCUGGGGGGGACUGCUUCACAAUGCCAGAAGUGCUUCCAAACAGGGCACUGGACUUACGAGUGCAAGAACGAGAGGGUAUAUAUCUCACGCCCAUCACGGACUCAGCAACUGAAGAACCCAAAACUGAGAAUGAAAUUUUCCAUCUCAUAUGAUUUGGAUAAUCCAGAUGCCCCCCCAGUGGAGGAAAAGAAAGUAAAGAGUGCAAAGAAGAGCAAGAGGAAGCAUAAGUCCGACACUGAGUCUAACAAUGGCAGUGAGGCAUCAGUUUUUGAAUCUGAGAGUGGUUCAUCCUCAGUUACAGGAUCGGAUGACUCUUCUGGGGAGAGUGAAUCGAGUUAUAGCUCUUCAACUGAUUCUGAAGAGGAGAGGAGGAAAAGGAAGAACAGAAAGAAGAAACAGCAAAGGAAAAGAAGGCAUCAGAGGUACAGCUCGUCGUCAGAGUCGUCUUCAGACUCAGAGUCAGACUCAGACUCGGAUGUAGAGAAUAAGAGCAGUAGGAGAAAAGGCAGGAGCAGGAGGCAUGGCAGAAAGCACUGAAAGUGUAGUAGUAGUAGUACCGGUGGUGUUGUAUGAGGGUGGAUGGGGUGCACUCGCACUCCUACUCCUGCUCUAAUUGCUUGUGGAUUCACCUCCACUGUUUUCUGUUGUUCGGUUUGGUUUAGCAUGUGGUAAUUAAUGGUAUA